This is a messenger RNA of Bactrocera dorsalis (oriental fruit fly), 16369 nucleotides long. RefSeq lists its product as uncharacterized. The transcript is spliced from 3 exons. Gene Ontology annotation, molecular function: nucleic acid binding. Bases 8578 to 9663 code for a protein of 361 amino acids. The record is from RefSeq and is a predicted model, not a curated record. NCBI's taxonomy places the organism in Eukaryota, Metazoa, Arthropoda, Insecta, Diptera, Tephritidae.
UUUUCUUAAAUUUAAAAAAAAAACACUCGAUUUUGAAAAAACAUCGAUGUUUCUUAAACGAUGCAUCGAACACCAUCGAUGUAUAUAUUCGAUGCAUUGAAUCGGAAAAAAAAUCGAUGUAUUUCCGCAAUGGACACCCCUAAUGACGAAUGUGUAUGCUGUCAAUUUGUCCAUCCUUUUUGUUGAUGAAGUUGAUGUAUAGGUGUGGUGAGUUGUGUUGGUGUUGUGUUAUGCGCUGAUGUUUGAGUAUGGUGUCAUCGGAUGUGGUGUACUGCGCAGUGUUCCAUUAGAGUGCGCCAGUUUUCCCAGGUUGAGUGAGGGGGAGGCUUAACUCAUUUAAACAUCCUGGGCCCCCUAGGCAAAUAUUUUGCCUAGUAUUCUACGCAUAUGCUGUUGCACGUAUUUCGCCGUACUGCUGAUGGAGUAGCAUGGAUUUUAUGGAUGAAUAAUGGCGUUGUAAUAUUCUCAUAUUUAUUCGGGUGUGCACAAAACAACUUUUGGUUUAAAAUAUAUCACAUGUACAUACAUAUUUGAAUAUGAAUUUUAAAAUGCAAAUAGAUGCUUAAGAGGAGCAACUUUAUUUUGCGGGUUUUUUUGACUUUAUUGACGACUUAUCGAUUUAUUAUGCGGAUUAUUUAUUGUUUGGUUUUUUUUUAUGUUAUUGGCAAUGGUUGCAAUUUUUGUAUGAUAUUUAAUUUAUGAUAGUAACUCCACGCCUGGACAGAUAUGGCCAGAAUGGGUACUCCUUAGCCCUGAUGUUAGACCUGUGACAAAAGAGGGAUCUUGCGGGAGAGUGGCCGGUAAUUGCGAACGGCUUCAUUAUAAUUAUAAUUUUUUAAGUAGUAGGUUCAAGUUGUACAACAGACUCUCACCAACUACCCUUAUGAGAAGCGCUAAUGUAGGUGCGAUAAGAGCUACCUUUGCUUUUGUUAAGUCUAGGUGGGUCACUGUAUCGCAUUGGGAGUAUGGUGAUCCCUUGACUUCCUUUUGAUAUUGUGUGUAUUUUAAAAUGUAUGAAAAUGUCGAUUUUUCGACUUUUUGAUACUAUUGUGUAUAUUUUAUUUUUAGUACGUACUAAUUUGGCGUUUAGUAGUCCGCCUCCGCUCUAGGAUUUGUUCAGAAUUAUUUUUUCAUUAUUGGCGAAAGCCAUCCUGCGGGGCCGAAAAGUUGUAUGUUGUUUUAAUAAUUUGGACUGGUAGAGGUAACUCUGGCGUGGUUUUUUAUACCAAUUUGUGGAGUAUUAGAAAAUUGUGGCUCUAUUGGUUGUCGUACGACGUACUGGCCAUUAUUUGAUCGAGUAGUUGUGGCUUUAGAGAAGUCUUCACAAUACUGAUCUUCUGGAGUUUUGUUUGUUAUAGGGGGAAGUUUCCCUAACAUUCGAAAUUUCCUUAAUUUCCCUAACAUUCGAAAUUUCCUUAAUUGUGAUCCGGCUCGAAAGACCAUGAUUAAUUGCUUGCCUAAUUAGUGGGAACACCCACCACCAUUUAGAUGGGUAAAACACUUACAUUCAGAUUAAGUACAAUUCAUAAGAACAAAAUGCGAUUUAUUAAAGUUAUUAAAGUUUAAUUUCUUUUUGUAAAAAGUUAUUAAAGUUACAAUUGAAAUUGUUGUAUAAAAAUAAGCGGGUUCGGGGGUAACGAACCGAUUUGUCCGAUUCUCCUUCAGUUCUUCAAAUUAGUGCAGCGCGCGGGAUCCGUAACAAAUAAUGUAUAAUUAUGGUGCGCCAGUUUGCCCAGGUUGAGUGAAGGGAGGCUUAACUCAUUUAAACAGGGUGGAAUAUGAGUUAUGUGAUAUAGAAAGGGAAGAUUCCGUAUAUGAGGAAUCCAACCUAAACGUGACAAAUACUUCAGUUAGGAAAGAGCUAGCGGAGUGGGCGGUCUAAUUUAAUAUUUCCACCGUUGCAACUAGUAGUCUGUUAGGAAUUCUACAAAAAUACGAGGGCUGUCCGAUAAAUAACCGACCUCAACGUGAAGCUAGCGGCACAUCUGAAAAAAAAGUUUCUACUUCAAAUUGUGCAGCUACUCGCCAAAAUUUCAGAAAUUUAUCUUGCGCAAUUAUCUGUUGACAGUCGUUUUUGUGAGUCUAUUUCGGUGAUUUCCCCAAAAUGGAAAAAAUUGAAUAUCGAGCUGUAAUUAAAUUUUUAUUUUUGAAAGGCAAUACGCCUUCACAAAUCAAAGAUGAGUUGGACUCUGUGUAUGGUGACUCUGCACCAUCGUUUACCACCGUAAAAUUUUGGGCAGCUUAAUUUAAACGUGGUCGCAGGAGCUUGGAAGAUGAUGCACGUCCUGGGCGUCCAAAAACUGUAACCACUAACGAUAACAUCGCUAAAGUUCAUCAAUUGGUACUAGACGACCGCCGGAUUAAAGUUAGGGAAAUAGCUGAGGUUAUGAAGAUGUCAAAAGAAACUGUUUGUCACAUAUUAAACCAAGAUUAGGGCAUGAGAAAGCUGUCCGCGCUUUGGGUGCCGCGUUUGCUUACGCUAGACCACAAACGUGCGCGCAUGAACAUUUCCAGCGCUCUGUUGGCUCAGUUUAGAGGCAAUAAGACCGAGUUUUGGCGCCGAUUGAUAAUUGUAGACGAAACUUGGAUUCAUCAUUAUACGCCCAAAACAAAAAACCAAUCUAAACAGUGGAUUGAAAAGGGGGAACCAGCCCCAAAAAAACCUAAAGCUGUGUAUUCGGCUGGGAAAGUGAUGGCGAGUGUUUUUUGGGACAGCCAUGGAAUUAUUUUUAUCGACUAUCUUGAAAAAGGAAAAACUAUAACAGGAGCAUACUACGCAUCAUUAUUGGGCAAGCUAAAGGAAGAAAUUUCGAAAAAUCGGCCACAUUUGCAAAAAAAGAAAGUCUUGUUCCACCAAGACAACUCACCAUCUCACACCUCAACAGUCCCCAUGGCGAACAUCCACGAAUUGCGGUUCGAACUGCUUGACCAUCCACCUUAUUCACCGGAUCUAGCACCAAGCGACUUUUUUUUGUUUCUUCAACUUAAAACUGCGCUCGGCGGCCAGAGAUUUUCGUCAAAUGAGGAGGCAAUCUCUUUCGUGAACUCGUAUUUUGCAGACAAAGACGCCAAGUACUAUCUGGAAGGGUUGCAGAGAUGGGAGCAUCGCUGGGAGAAGUGUGUGGAGUUACAAGGAGACUAUGUAGAAAAAUAAAAAAAAAAAAAUUUGAAAAAGUCGCGUGCAUCAUGGUUAGGUCGGUUAUUUAUCGGACAGCCCUCGUAUAUUAGAGAUAUUCCAAAGGAUGCACGAACUUUAAAGUGUACUUCUAAGAUUCCACCCAUAGAGAAAAUGGUAACAGGAGAGUAUGUUCACUACGGCUUAGAAGACUCCCUGACAGAUUUUUUAUUGAGGAAAUCAUUUGAUUCCACCGAAAUUCACCUCAACAUUAAUAUUGAUGGCCUUCCACUCGCAAAAAGUUCUAAUUUGCAAACUUGGCCUAUUUUAAUAAAUGUAAAUGGGGAACCAGUUGUCAUGGUUGUGGGAGCAUAUUGCCGAAAUUGUAAGGCACUUUGCCCGAACAUCUUCUUGCAACGAUUUGUGGAUGAGUUGUUGUACUUAUUAGAACAUUGUUUAAACUUCAAUGGUAUACAUUUUUCAAUUUAUUGUCGGUCUUUUAUUUGUGAUGCCCCAGCAAGAUCCUAUGUAUUGGGUGUUAAAGGACACUUUGGCUUUUUUUGUUGCAUAAAAUGCACUCAAAAAGGCGAAUCUGUUGGACACCGGAUAAUUUUCCGUAGUGAAAUCUAUCCUAAUAGAACAGAUGCAGAUUUUCGCCCACGAAGUAAUGUAAAUCAAUCUAAAAUAUUGGACCAAAUAGCUAUUGAAAAGUUACCAAUCGACAUUGUGAAGUCAUUUCCAUAUGACUAUAUGCAUGUGGUGUGUUUAGGUGUCAUGAAAAGCUUACUUCUUGGCUGGAUUAGGCACAAAAAUAGAUUGUAUUCUUUAAAACCAGACCAAAUUAAUUCAUUAAAUUCUAAAAUAUUCUUUUUAAGUAAUCACGUUCCCAAAGAAUAUGCUCGACAUCCACGUACCCUACAAGAAAUUGAGAGUUUUAAGGCUACAGAACUAAGGCAGUUUCUAUUAUAUACCGGAAUUGUUUUACUAGCUGAUAUUUUAGACGCUGAAAGGUACAAUCCCUUUUUGCUACUUAGUUUGGGUAUGCGAAUUUUAUUAAAUGAAACCUCUUGCAUUGAAAAUAAUGAGUGUGCGAAAAUUCUUUUAAGUGAAUUCGUCAAAAACAUUUCUAGACUUUAUGACGAUUCAUUCUUAACUUUUAACUUCUACUGUCUUACUCAUUUACAUUCUGAUGCAUUAAAUUAUGGAGGAUUAUAAUCUAUUAGCGCAUUUAAGUUCGAGAACUUUUUGUCCAAGCUUAAAUGUAAAUGUAAUAGUAAAACUCAUAUUGCUGCCCAAAUUUAUAAUCGUUUAGUUGAGGAAAGUUUGUUCAGUAAUGAUAAUUUUGAGGUUGCAAAUGUAAAGCAAAAUCAGCCCAUGAAAUCAAUAAAUACAAAUUCAUUUUAUUUAUCCUUAAAAAUGCCAGAUAAUUUUUACAACAUAAAAAAUAAGAUUUUUAAAGUCAUAAAUUUUUCACAGGAAAAUGGUGUAUCAAAAAUUUCAUCCGUGGAAGUUGUCAAUUUGAAUGACUUUUUUAUUACACCAAUAAAAUCAUCAAACUUUAAUAUAAGAUAUUGCUCUGCUUUACAUAUUCAAGUUGCGUCUAUCAGCAUUUAGCGGAAGAAAUAUCACAAAAAAUGAUCUUGCUUAGUAAUUUUGAAUGUAGUCAAUAUGUAUUUAUUCCUCUUAUUCACAAUUAGAUGGAUUUCAAUAGCUCGUUUAUAUCGAUUGGAUGUGAGCAAACCACUAAAUCAAGUAAGUAGUUAAUACAAUAUCGUUGAAGUGGUUCUAACAUUUUAAUUAAAUCGUAGAUUUUGACGACUUAAGUAGCAAACUGGAUAGUCUGGAUAAGAAGGUAGAAGAUUUGUUAAAAGAACAUCAUACAACUCAAAAGCUUCUGAAGAGAGUAUUGGAAGAAGUUAAAUCGACCUCACAUAAUGCUACAAAAAAAAGAAAUAAAAUUUUGCCACAAAAACCUUUUGCAGAAGCGCAUGAUUUCGCUACUUUUGAAGACAAAAUUCAAUCUUCCGAAACAAAAUUUAACGAUUUGGUGGCUGAAUUGCAAAUGAUAAUAGCAUCCAGUUCGAACAAAUUUGUUAAAAUGGCUUGGCGAAAAGUUUUUACGGACGAUGUUGCCCAGAUAUACUCCUGGAAAGGAACGAAGACGAAAAAACCGGCAAGAGCAUUAAGGCGUAAUAUGUAUUUUAUUGCUUUAUUCUUAUUUGUAAUUUUUUUCUAUUAUAGAGGCAUACCAUCAAAAAUUCCCUACCGCUGCCAGGGAUAUGGAAUUCGAGCGGACUACAUUGAAUUUUUUCCAACACGCCAGCAACAGAAUAAAAAAAGAAUUGAAUACGAAAACAAAAAGAAUACGUCAUCGGCAAUCGUAGAUUAAUUAGUUCUUAUAUUAUUGUGCGACAAUUUUAAAUUUAAUUUUGUAAGUUGUUAUUGGAUUAUUCUUAAGUUUUGCACUGAAAUUAACUUUUUCGUUUGUUUCCUUAUCUUAAGAAUGUACAUUAUUUUCGUUAAUUUAAAUUAAAAAAUGAAUUUUUGUUACGUUACCAUGUUAUUUAUUGUUUAAUAAAAUUUAUGUAUAUAUGUAUAUGUACUGCGUACAAUAUACCUCUAUAAACUUUUAUAUAAAUAAAAAUUAAUUUCAAAACUUAAUUCCAACCAGAUCUUAUUUUUAAAUCAGUGCCAGCUUCAAUUAAUGUAAUUGGAAUUCCUUCCAUUCCUCUCGUUUCAUAUUUGAGAAAAUGUUUGAGAUUUUGACAUUUUCAAAUUGAGAACAAAGAAAAAUUUCAUAUUAAAAAUGUGCCUUUUUGUUUGAGAAUGGCUUUGUUUUCAAAUUGAAAUGACUUAGAGAACAAACGUUUGAGAUUUGAAAUUAAGGUUGAUUCUCAAACGCAUCUCAAUUUGAGAAUCAACAAAAAUGUUCAUUGGGUAUAUAUAGAUUGCGGAAUGGUAGCAGGGUAUAUAUCUAAGUAUGUGUAGAUGUAUAUAAUAUACAAUAUAAGUAUACUACAGCUGGAUUCGAUAUCCCAAAAGUUUGAGAGUAGCGAAUCAAACAAACCAUACCAGAUGGUUAAAUCCCGUCUGUAGCACUUAGUAUGUUACUUUCCUUUCUUAGUGGAGAAAUACUUCUACUGGCAUCAAAAAACGUUUUAAUAAAAUUUGUAUUUAGUUUCUAUAAACUACUUAUAUUAAUUUAAGGGGGUAUUCUACUCUAGAAUUUUGAAAAAUUCGAUUUUUUUUCAUAUAUUUAAAAUUUAGACCCUUAAGAACAUAUCCUCCAAAGGAUUUUUAAAAAUUAAUAUUAUUUUAAGAGCUACAGUUACUUUAGGGACGCAGUACCUAGCCCGGUAGGUAUGUAGACUCACGUUUUUAAACACGUUUUUCUCGAAACAUUCAAAAGGCUUGUGCCGGCAUAUUGGCGGCCAUACCGGCCAACGAGAUAAAAUACUCGUUCGACAUUCGUUUGGACCGUGCAAAAAGUUGAAUUGAAGCAGAAGGGCACUUUUUUGAAUAAAAUAAACUGAUUUUUCCGAAAAAAACAUUUGUUCUGUUUUUUUUAAGUCCUGUUUACUUUGGAAGGCACUUUGUAUAUAUUGGGAUCAUUUAUGAUUCGUUAAUCCGUAUUUUAUUUUUGAUAUUUAGUUGACCACUUGACUCUUUUCAUUUAAUAAGGCUAAUUACUUUCUUAUAUAAUUUAGUUUUUAGAUAAUGUUUCUAACCUGAUCGAACCAACUUUACGGGCAAUUUUAUUUCCAAUUAGUGGUGCGCUACCAUAAAGCCAUGGUAUAACCUUAACCAUACCGAUCAAUAGAAUUUUGGCUUUUCGCUAAAUAAACGGCAAUAUGUAUAAAAUUGUGUGAUAUUUCAUUCUGCACUGCAUAGACAAACAAUGCAUGUGAAUCAUAGGCUCAGUUGUACUAUACUUCGCACAGCGUACAGAAGCCAGCUGUUUUUUUUUGGCGUGAAACGUCUUUAAAAUCGCGCCGAAACAUACGUGUAGCACGUUUAAAAAGUGGACCGUAACGAAAAGGUCUGUAUCAUCGUACCUUAAUAAUUAAAAAACAAUUAGUUCUAGAAACAAAAAUGUGGUGUGAAUAUUUCGCUUAUAUAGUCAGCUCGCUGUUAUGACAUUGAGUUCGUGUCGGGGUCGAGCGGGGCGGCGGGGGAGGUAUACUGCGUUAACUGUGCGAAACCGGUGCUCUCGCUUGUUUCUAUUCAGUGUAACUCGUGACUCCGACUAUCUAACGCGGUGAUUCUUUCGUGUGUUUGUCAAGUUUAUUUAAACCGAUUGAUUUAUACAAAAAUUAGUGUAAUUUGGACAGUAUUUAUAUUUAAAAUAGCCAGAAAGUGAUAAUAAAUAUAAAAAAUUUUGCAAUGUCGGCCUCAGCUCGUGCAAGAGCCAACCAGAAAUAUGAAUUACGGCUAUCGUUACAAAGAGAGGGCUAUGGGCCACGCAUAGGUACCCCAAUGUCCGGCGUCGAGCGAGCGAGACGGUUUCGGGAACGUCGCAAAGCUGCUGCUGCCGACCUCACGAGUACCUUUACCACUGGAAUACUUAUGGACAUAACGAUUGAACAGGCGAUGGAUAUAUCUAUUAGAUCUGCCACGGAACUGAGAGAUGUCAAUAUCAGUAGAAGUGAAGCAAUGCAAAAUCAUUGGCGUUUAGCGGACAAACGCUUCAAAACGGUAUUUGAGCUGCCGUAUAAACUGAACGAUUGGAAUCAAGUUCUUGCAUCGAAAACUUUCACAUUUGACAAGAUGUAUUCACGAAAUUUUGUGUGGAUUACUACUUAAGGUAAUAACAUAAUUUCCGAAAAAAUUGUUCAGAUAAGAUUACUAUAGCAUAUAGCUGCCAUACAAACUGAUUGAUCGUAAUCAAGUUCUUGUAUAGAAAACUUUCACAUUAGAUAAUAUAUAAUAUAUUCACAAAAUUUGGUAUAGAUUAUUUAUUAAAAUACUUAAAACAGCGUCAAUCUUGUUUUCUUUUCAACCUUUUACUUUAAAAGCGAUUCGCUAACAUAGACGUUUCACGUUAAAACCAACGGCAGUGUGCCCCGGCACAGCCCCACCCGAUUUUUUUAAAUUUUUUUGAGAGUACACAAAUGUGAAAUGCCAUUGAAAAAUUUAUUUCAAGAUUUGUUAGUUUUUAAAUAUUCUUCGACUUCAACGAAGAAUUCUGUUAAGAAGGCGCAAACGCCGCCGGUCAUCCUGCAAAUACAGACGGAAAUCAAAACUCGGAUUAACCGGCCAGUUUAUAAUAUACUAUAAUAUUAAAUAUUUGAAGUCCGUUUUUAAAGACACGAAACAAAAAGAUAGUGUACAGGAGCGAUUGUUAUUAUAACGGGUGAUUUUUUUGAGGUUAGGAUUUUCAUGCAUUAGUAUUUGACAGAUCACGUGGGAUUUCAGACAUGGUGUCAAAGAGAAAGAUGCUCAGUAUGCUUUGACAUUUCAUCAUGAAUAGACUUACUAACGAGCAACGCUUGCAAAUCAUUGAAUUUUAUUACCAAAAUCAGUGUUCGGUUCGAAAUGUGUUUCGCGCUUUACGUCCGAUUUAUGGUCUACAUAAUCGACCAAGUGAGCAAACAAUUAAUGCGAUUGUGACCAAGCUUCGCACUCAGUUUACUUUAUUGGACAUUAAACCAACCACACGAAUGCGUACAGUGCGUACAGAAGAGAAUAUUGCGUCUGUUUCUGAGAGUGUGGCUGAAGACCGUGAAAUGUCGAUUCGUCGCCGUUCGCAGCAAUUGGGUUUGUGUUAUUCGACCACAUGGAAGAUUUUACGCAAAGAUCUUGGUGUAAAACCGUAUAAAAUACAGCUCGUGCAAGAACUGAAGCCGAACGAUCUGCCACAACGUCGAAUUUUCAGUGAAUGGGCCCUAGAAAAGUUGGCAGAAAAUCCGCUUUUUUAUCGACAAAUUUUGUUCAGCGAUGAGGCUUAUUUCUGGUUGAAUGGCUACGUAAAUAAGCAAAAUUGCCGCAUUUGGGGUGAAGAGCAACCAGAAGCCGUUCAAGAAAUGCCCAUGCAUCCCGAAAAAUGCACUGUUUGGUGUGGUUUGUACGCUGGUGGAAUCAUUGGACCGUAUUUUUUCAAAGAUGCUGUUGGACGCAACGUUACGGUGAAUGGCGAUCGCUAUCGUUCGAUGCUAACAAACUUUUUGUUGCCAAAAAUGGAAGAACUGAACUUGGUUGACAUGUGGUUUCAACAAGAUGGCGCUACAUGCCACACAGCUCGCGAUUCUAUGGCCAUUUUGAGGGAAAACUUCGGACAACAAUUCAUCUCAAGAAAUGGACCCGUAAGUUGGCCACCAAGAUCAUGCGAUUUAACGCCUUUAGACUAUUUUUUGUGGGGCUACGUCAAGUCUAAAGUCUACAGAAAUAAGCCAGCAACUAUUCCAGCUUUGGAAGACAACAUUUCCGAAGAAAUUCGGGCUAUUCCGGCCGAAAUGCUCGAAAAUGUUGCCCAAAAUUGGACUUUCCGAAUGGACCACCUAAGACGCAGCCGCGGUCAACAUUUAAAUGAAAUUAUCUUCAAAAAGUAAAUGUCAUGAACCAAUCUAACGUUUCAAAUAAAGAACCGAUGAGAUUUUGCAAAUUUUAUGCGUUUUUUUUUUUUAAAAGUUAUCAAGCUCUUAAAAAAUCACCCUUUAUUAAUGUAAGUAAAUGGUUAUAAAUAUACAUCUAUAUAUAUAUACAUAUAUAUGUGUCAUUCACAUAUGCAUAUUUUUAAUUUAUAUUCUAGGUAUCUCCCUCACGGAACACCCUUUGAGGAUGUUACCUCUAUGCAUAAAUUUGACAAAACAACAAUGCGGAAUAUCGGACUUGAAACAUCCGAAAUAUUUUGGGCUUCGAAUUAUCUUACCGAGUCGACUACCGCACAAUACAUGCAUAGUGCUGCUGAUUUUUUAAAACCGUAAGAUAUACUCAAUUGUGUUGGGUUGAUUAACGGGAAGCAUAUAGACAUUAUUCGUCCACAAAAAAGGGUUUAUUGUUCACUAUAAAUAAUGACAGCUUAUAAUGCUAGGUGUACUACUGUGAUCAAAUUGAAAGGUGCAUUUUUUCUGGAAGUUGGUAGUACUGUUUGUGAGAUCUAUUCUAAAUUUCACGUCAAUUAGUAUUUGAGAUAUACGUCGAGUUUGUGAAGCUCUAACAGUGAAUAUUUCGAUUUUUACUAUGUCUGAAUGUAUUAAACAAAAAAGUGCGUGAUCAUUUCGCCACAUUCUCAACUAAUAUCGUGCCGCUACCACCACAUUCGCCUUACUUACAUACCUUCGUGUAACUUCUGGCUAUUCAGCAAAUUCACAUGACCACUCCGAGGACACCGUUUUGACUCAAUUAAGGAUAAAAAAGCUGAAUCGAAGAAAGCUCUGAUGACCAUCACGACUGAGAAUUUUCCAAGUGGUGUGAUGACUAGAAAAUUCGUUGGCAUAAGUGUAUUGCAGCAGGAGGGGAUUACUUUGAAGGAGAUGAAAUGUACAAAAUUCACCUUUUAAUUGGAUCACAGUAGUAAGUUUACCUCUGCUGGCAUUGGCAGCAAAAUGAUGGAGGUAAUACUAAAUGAUUUCAAACAUUUUAAUAUAUAAUUAUUUUAAGUUUCUCAAAGUAUUGUUUUGCUUGGUCAAGAAUUCCAUUAUGAAAUGAAUCCGAAACAAAUUUUCCACAUUUUUGGUAGAAGACGUAGUGCCACCAUUAAAGUAUAAUUUAAUACGACUUUAUCCCGGCCCCAGCUACCACGAAACAAAGCUACCGGUUAUCGCGAGCUCGGCAAGUAAUAAAAAAUAUAUUUGAUAUUUUUAAUUGCUUCUUGGCGUGUUCUGCGAAAGGUCAUAGAUUUUGGCCCACAGAAUUGCGAAACAAAUGUGCUAUCGGGCAAGGUUCUGCAUAAUUUAAUUCUAAAUGACCAUAAACGUUGGUAUUGUCCAUAUACAUUUGUAGAAGUAGACAGCGCAGGGCAUGGAAUGUAUGUAAACCAAAGAGCGGUUUCUUUUCAACAAAGACAUGAACACGCUAACUAGUCAUACCUUAAAAAUAAGAUGUAUACAUAAUUAUUUUAUUUUUAUUUAAUUUCUUUUCCAAAACAUUUAGAGCAUAUACAUGUAUACGUGUAUAUAAAAGUACAAUUUCAAUGAUAUUUUCUUAUGCUAUUGUUAAAACUGAUUAUAUUUAUACAUAUGUAUAUCUGCUAUGCAGGUACAAAGGAAAAAGGUAAUUCAGUCAAGGACAAACACAAAUUCUUAAAACUAUAAUAAAUAAGUUAAAAACAAAAUAAAGUUAACUUUAAUUUAGAAGAAAACUUUUGCAACAAUUCAGAUCUAACAACUAAAGGACUAGUUCGAUUAUAUUCAGACGGACAGGCAUACGUACGAACAGACAGUCAGCCAGACGGACAUGGUUAAAUUAAAAUUCAUUCAGAUAUGACUCCCUCACUCCGCUUGUAUGACCAUUAAAUUAUCGGUGAGCACCUGAAUGACUUUCAUCUGCUUAGCUUGGCUCAUAUUAUUACUAUUACAUCAACAUUAGGCCAAAUGAUCUCGCUUCCUUUUUGAAAAGUCUGAUCCUUACAAAUUUCUUUAUAUAAUAGAACUGCUCCUUUAAAACUGUCGUCAUCGUCGCUGUUUGUUCGCUUUGGUUUCCGUCUUACUAGAAUGGAUACUAACAACUCCAGCAGUAACUCCUCUGGAUCUAUCAGCAGCCAUGUUUGCGGCGAGUUUUGCAAAUAUUCAAAAUCAUAUACAUCAUAUUCGAUGUGUAGCAAUUUCAAUAAAAUAAUAAAAAUAAAUAAUAGUUAUAAUACAUUAAAAAUGAAAAAAAUAUAUACGAACGGUCUUAACAUGUGGUUUUUAGUCACGGCCAAGUGUCGCUCAUGAGCACCGCUCUGUCGGAAGGGGUUCAAUCUUCCGUUUUUCCUCGCGUAUAUUUCACGUAAGGACUGCACCGCUUUUCACAUUGCUCCUCUAAUAAAAGCAUAAUUUAAUCAACUAAUAAGAACACAAAAAUAUAUAUAAAUUUACCAAUCGGUUGCUUCUGGUCCUUGGGUUAUGUUUGCCCAAGCCCUUCUUUCUAUCUGAGAACCGGUAUCUAAGGUACGUUUUAUUGUAAAAUAUUUCACGUGUUCGCACUUCCUCAAUUCAUCGUUCGUUAUUCAUUUUAUAUAUACUAUUAUUAAUAAAAAAAAAAUAUUUUCAGUAAUAUAAAAGGCAAAAUACUUGCGUUAAGAAAAAUUUAUUGCCGACAAAGUAAAAAUGUCACAACAGACGAGGUGAGAAAGAAAGAGUAGCGAUGAUCUAUCUGAAAUGUUACAUAGUACAGAAAUAAAAAUGCAACAGACUUUUAUGAAAUGUCCUGCACACACUUAACGUGUACACUUAUGCUCUAUCAAACCGGAGAUAAAAAUAAGCCUACAAUAUAUUUACAUAGGUCAUUGUACGUACAGGGUCAAAAUAACAUCCCAUAUGGAAAUGCCGCUAAAGCAAAUGUGCUCUGCACGAAAUUCUUUAUGAUUAUGAACGCAUUUUGGUGUAACUAAUUAUAUUUUGUGUUUUUUUAGAUUAUUAAGUCAUAAUAAAGUUAAACUAACGGGUGAUUUUUUUGAGGUUAGGAUUUUCAUGCAUUAGUAUUUGACAGAUCACGUGGGAUUUCAGACAUGGUGUCAAAGAGAAAGAUGCUCAGUAUGCUUUGACAUUUCAUCAUGAAUAGACUUACUAACGAGCAACGCUUGCAAAUCAUUGAAUUUUAUUACCAAAAUCAGUGUUCGGUUCGAAAUGUGUUUUAUCGACAAAUUUUGUUCAGCGAUGAGGCUCAUUUCUGGUUGAAUGGCUACGUAAAUAAGCAAAAUUGCCGCAUUUGGGGUGAAGAGCAACCAGAAGCCGUUCAAGAACUGCCCAUGCAUCCCGAAAAAUGCACUGUUUGGUGUGGUUUGUACGCUGGUGGAAUCAUUGGACCGUAUUUUUUCAAAGAUGCUGUUGGACGCAACGUUACGGUGAAUGGCGAUCGCUAUCGUUCGAUGCUAACAAACUUUUUGUUGCCAAAAAUGGAAGAACUGAACUUGGUGACAUGUGGUUUCAACAAGAUGGCGCUACAUGCCACACAGCUCGCGAUUCUAUGGCCAUUUUGAGGGAAAACUUCGGACAACAAUUCAUCUCAAGAAAUGGACCCGUAAGUUGGCCACCAAGAUCAUGCGAUUUAACGCCUUUAGACUAUUUUUUGUGGGGCUACGUCAAGUCUAAAGUCUACAGAAAUAAGCCAGCAACUAUUCCAGCUUUGGAAGACAACAUUUCCGAAGAAAUUCGGGCUAUUCCGGCCGAAAUGCUCGAAAAAGUUGCCCAAAAUUGGACUUUCCGAAUGGACCACCUAAGACGCAGCCGCGGUCAACAUUUAAAUGAAAUUAUCUUCAAAAAGUAAAUGUCAUGAACCAAUCUAACGUUUCAAAUAAAGAACCGAUGAGAUUUUGCAAAUUUUAUGCGUUUUUUUUUUAAAAAAAGUUAUCAAGCUCUUAAAAAAUCACCCUUUAGUUACGUUCUUACAUAUUUCUUUUAAUCGUAAUACAAUAUAUUUAAAAUUAAUAAAAAUGGCACGGAAUAUCUUGUUUCAUGAAAGAAUAAAAACAUACUGAAAGUACACUGUUCUCAGUGGGUAUAUUUAUUUUUACUUUACUCACACAGUUGCUGUUUCCGUUAAUUUCGUGAACAUUUUUCGUUCUUUAUUUAAACAAGUGUUUUCUUACUUCCUAAAUAUAUCGCGCCAAAAAACUUCACUUUAUUGUAUUUAAAUAACGUAAAAUAUAAAAUGUAAUUCAUAAUAUCAUAAAACAUUCACCAUGAGAAAAAAAAUUGUGAAGGACCCCACAUUUCGCUUAGCGACACUUUUUAGUAUAAUAGCAAAGUAUGCCCAGAACUCAGACCUGAGUCUCUUCACUCUGAGCUACCUAAAAUUGAAUAGCGCUGAUCGAAAUCAGCUUUGCGCUUGGCUCGGUUUUGAGCGUUCACUAAUUUUUCAUUUGAUCCUCAUUUUUGAUCUCUAUUUAAGAAUGACGUCAUAUUUUUCAUUCAAUCAAUUGUAGAAACUGAGGUCCUUAUAUUCGGUAACUGAAGUCUUGAAAAGUUAAGGUCCGAUUUUAACAAUUUUUCGACGUCAGAUCGCAAGCCUUAAAAUCAUUUUGUGUAGAGAAGUUAUUUUCGAUAACGCUAUUGUCUCUCGAUGUAUGGGUAAAGCGAAAGAAAGAAAUGGAAAUUAAAGUGGGAUAUAAGGUUGUAGCCGCAUUUCGCACAUUUUCACAACUUAAUAUAAGAAAGUCAAAAUAAUGUUAUGCAUAAAAUUUGGUUAGGUAGUCCCUAAAGGAUAAGAUUUCGACCAAAGGUGGUUGUCUUUUCGUACUAUAUUGUAUACUAGCCUAAACCCGCGGCUCUGCUCGCUCCUUGUUAUCAAUGCUACACUUUUUUAUUGACUAGUUCCGAAGGAAAUUACAUUAGGUUUGCUUACAACUAUUUGUACUAUCGACAGAACGUGCAUGUUGUUCUGUCGUGUUCUUAUUUUAAGCUGAUAAAUACAUUUAGAUAAGUUCAUAUGUAUCUGCUACUAAUAACUACAAUACUCGUACAUUAUUAUACAAUAUGUAUAUGUCAUGAUACAUAUUUUUAUGUUUAUAGCUGAUAAGAAUAUGUUGAUAUAUUUGUGUUCGCGAAUAUGAUAACUCUCCACUCUGUUAAAAUGAAAUGUCCUCAUUCCAAAGGCGCUAUGUUUGGAGUCGCUGUACUUCCAUUUCAUAUUCCUGAUCGGCUUCUUGUUUUAUUACUAAAAGAAUAGCAUAGCUUAAAAAUUGUAAAGGGCGUUCCUCAACAGGAAUUAGGAAUUUGUAUAUUUCUUGUAUAUUAGAAAAUUUAUAAUUCGAUUUUUUGAAGUUAUACUUCUUAUACGAGUUCGGAAAAGGUUGCGAAAGAUUCAGGUUGCGCAACCUUGCUCAAUAUGAAUCUAACGCAACCUUGUCUGCGAAGAUGUUCGAGCAGCAAGCGAAGCGGUGACAAUCGGCGAUCGUUUGUUCGUUUCUUUCGGCACAGCUCGGCUUUUCUGCCAACAACACAAUGUUGCCAUACUUAUGCUGUUGUUGUUUUUGUAGAACAAUGUUUCAAUUUUUGGUUGGUGACAUAUUCACAUGUGUGCGCAUAUGUAUGUUUGUAUGCUUGUGCAUUAUUGAAGUUAUACUUCUUUUUCUUUCGUUUCUCUUUCAUUUCUGCUAAUUCUCAACUAUUUUGCGUAUCUUUUGGUUGAAAUACUCUGCGUUGGCCGCUGAAAAAUUAAGGCUAUACUUUACAGGAUCAUUUCUGUAGUUAGUCUUCAUUGACAUUUUUUGGAAAUUGACCCGCGAUGACGAGGUAUAUCGUUUUAUCUGACAGCGUGAGGUUUAAGAAGUUCAUUUCUAAUUUUGUCUUGUGGCAUAUUAGAAAUGAUGUUUCUUCGAAAAUCGUUCGCUUACAACGGAUAAAACGACUUCUGAGUGGUGAUUUUAAUGAAUAAAUUCCUUUUGGUUGAAAUGCUCUGCGUUGGCCGUUGAAAAGUUAAGACUAUACUUCUCAGGAUCAUUCAUUCCUUUCAUUCCUUCAAAGAAAUUAAUGACCUUUAGAAAUAUGCAUAUUUGCAUUAUUUCCUUGUCAUUUCCAUAUUCGUAGCAAUAGAAUUUCUAUGGCAUAAGUAAAGUAAUGGCCGCCGAUUGUCACCCCUUGCCGCUGUAGCAGCUUCGCCUACAAACAUGCGUAAAUAUGUAUACGUAUGAUCGUGAAUACAUAUCGACGCAGAUUUUUGCGAGAAGCACCAGAAAGUUGUGCAAUUUAUGAUUUUUAGCUUUUGCCACCGUCGCGAAAAGACGACUUGUUGGCAAAGGCAUACUCGGGGAGAUGUUACGGCCUCUGUUUUUAUAAUUGAAGCGAGAUCGCUUAUGGAAUUUGCGCCUGCGUUCAUGAAUGAAAUCGUUUUUGUUGUAAAAUGUACUACACUUGUUCUUCGCCAAUUUGGCUGCCAUAUUGUCUUGUGAAGAUCAAUUUUUUGUUGGUGACAUAUUCAUAUGUGUACGCAUAUGUAUGUUUGUAUGCUUGUGCAUUAUUUGUUUGACAAUGUAUGCAAAUAUAUGUACAUAUAAGUAUGUAUGAAUAUACAUACACUCAUAUGAGCAUGUGCAGAGACACAAGAUAGGAUAGAAGAUGUAUGCCUUUUAACGUCGUAUACUAUACAAAUAAAUAUUUUUCUUACUAAUGGAAA